Calypte anna (Anna's hummingbird) is the source of this 717-nucleotide messenger RNA. Its product is annotated as proline-rich protein 2-like. The transcript has a single exon. NCBI's taxonomy places the organism in Eukaryota, Metazoa, Chordata, Aves, Apodiformes, Trochilidae. The record is from RefSeq and is a predicted model, not a curated record. The coding region runs from base 1 to 717 and encodes 238 amino acids.
AUGACCUCAGUCCUGGGUGACCCCCUCACCUCAGGCCCAGGCAUCAUCUCAGUCCUGGGUGACCCCCUCACCUCAGGCCCAGGCAUCAUCUCAGUCCUGGGUGACCCCCUCACCUCAGGCCCAGGCAUUACCUCAGUCCUGGGUGACCCCCUCACCUCAGGCCCAGGCAUUACCUCAGUCCUGGGUGAUCCCCUCACCUCAGGCCCAGGCAUGACCUCAGUCCUGGGUGACCCCCUCACCUCAGGCCCAGGCAUCAUCUCAGUCCUGGGUGACCCCCUCACCUCAGGCCCAGGCAUCAUCUCAGUCCUGGGUGACCCCCUCACCUCAGGCCCAGGCAUGACCUCAGUCCUGGGUGACCCCCUCACCUCAGGCCCAGGCAUGACCUCAGUCCUGGGUGACCCCCUCACCUCAGGCCCAGGCAUCACCUCAGUCCUGGCUGACGCCCUCACCUCAGGCCCAGCGCCCGAGCUCCCCCGCCCCGGCCUCUCAGGGGUUAAAACCGCCGCUGACGGGCGCGGGGGCGGUGCCGCGCUGACAGGUGGCGCAUGCGCUCUGGCGCCGCAUUGUGCCCCGCCGGCCCAGCCCCGCCGCGCCUCAGUCGGCGAGAGGCCGUUGGCGCGCGUGGAGCUGCUGCCCCCUGCGGCCGGCGCCGCGUCCGCUUCCCCCCCCCCAUCCCCCUUCCCCGCCGUCCCACCGCCGGCACUCGCCAUGGAGUAA